This is a messenger RNA of Naegleria fowleri, 1368 nucleotides long. RefSeq lists its product as uncharacterized. The record is from RefSeq and is a predicted model, not a curated record. NCBI's taxonomy places the organism in Eukaryota, Heterolobosea, Eutetramitea, Acrasida, Naegleriidae. The coding region runs from base 1 to 1368 and encodes 455 amino acids. The transcript has a single exon.
AUGUCAUCCGUGAACAGCACAACAACACUUGUCAAUGCAUCUUCGGCGUCUUUGCUGUAUUUCACAUCUGAUCUUCACACUCUUUUAAUUUCAAACUCAAACUAUGUCGUGUUAAAUCAAAAUCCAGUAUUCUGUUUUUAUUGGAAAAAGGACUCGGACUUUCUGAAUGGAACCAUUGUGAGUGAAAUUGGAUUAAAAUCUCCUAAUCAACAACAAAAGAAUAUUAUUGCAAUAUCAUUGGGAGUGCCCGAUUAUAUUGUAGCAAAAUCGAGUUAUCCAUUAACUCCUUUAGUAGAUGUAUUUGUUUUUGAUGAUUAUACUGCUUAUGAUAUGUUUUACAAGGAAAACGAUACGGAUGUGACAAGCGCAACAACAAGUGACAUUUUUCACAAAGCUAAAAACGAUACUCUGUUUGGAGGUGUCAAUAAUUUGAAAGUGACAAAUACGUACGAGAAAGAGUUUGGAGAUCAAGUGAUUUUGAAAGUUGUUGAAUUUACACGACCCAAAAACACUUCCGAUUAUACACAUGACGUUUUAUUUCCAUUGAAAAAGAAUGAUCGAGGAAUUAUGUUUUUAAAUUUUGCAAUUUGGAAGACAUCUGUAGAUUCUCUUGAUAUUUUCAGUAAUUUUGAAAUUGAUCCAUCCAACACUGGUUAUGGAUGGUUUGAAUUUCAAUCCAUUUAUUACUAUCCAAUUUCAUCAACACUGCAAGGUUUAAGAAUUGUUCAUGGCAUAUUGAUGGUCAUUGGAUUUUCCUUAUUAUUCAUUGCUUCCAUGCUCAUUGUGAGACACUCACACCGUUUCAUCUCCAAACGUAAAGGAAUUGUCAUCCAUGCAACUCUAUCCAUCAUUGCAGUUGUUUGCAUUCUCAUUGCAUUUGCAUUAUCUAUUGCCGCUUGUUCCAUUUCAACCAAUCGACAUUUUGACAGCAUUCACAAAUGGAUUGGACUCUUUGUGGUGAUCUUUAUUGUACUUUAUCAAUUACCAUUCUCUGGACCAUUUACUUUUAUUUACAAUUUUAUAUUCAUCAAGAAGAAAUCUUCUUCAUCCAAGCAUCCAAACGAAGAUUCACACACUGAAGAGACAGAGAGUUUUCUAUCAAAGACUGAGAAUACUAAAAAGUUCAUUGGAGAUGUUGCCUCUUUCACACAUGUAUGGGGAGGGAGAAUAUUAAUUGGUGCAGGAUGUCUGAAUCUUUACUUUGGAAUUCAUGGAAUUUAUGCUCCCUAUCCUUGGUUCAUUGGCAUUAGCGUUUUCUUGGCGUUGAUUCUAUUGUUCAUGUUGUUGGCUGAAUGUUUAACUCCAAAACAAGUGAAAAGGUUGACCAAGGGAAAGUUCAAAAAACUAUUUGGAGCCAAUAAUGAUUAA